GCUAGGCUUCCUGAUGGAAAAGCCGGACUCCUUCACAGCUUGGGAGAUCCUGCCAUGGUAAUGAACCCCGAAGUACAUCGCAGGUCGACAUCCAGGAGCACCUCCCAGUUGGCUUUUGGCUCUACGCCAUUGGACACGUCAAAACCACAGAAGGACUUCUACAACAAUAACACGUUGGUGAAUAUAAGCAAGAUGUUCUGCGCCGUCGUGCUACUCACUGCGUUUGUCCUCGUGAUGACUCGCAGUUUCACCCAGUUUUUCGCUUACGAGACCAAUUCGUCCAACGAUUCAACAAAGGAUUUUUCGUUCUAUUUGACCACCCCUAUCUACAUAAUCGACACUAUGUGA
Messenger RNA from Angiostrongylus costaricensis, 348 nucleotides. The record is from the annotation of a GenBank genome assembly. NCBI's taxonomy places the organism in Eukaryota, Metazoa, Nematoda, Chromadorea, Rhabditida, Metastrongylidae.